Messenger RNA from Effrenium voratum, 396 nucleotides. The record is from the annotation of a GenBank genome assembly. Lineage: Eukaryota; Dinophyceae; Suessiales; Symbiodiniaceae.
AUGAAGGCCGAUGAAGAAGCCCGCGCCAAGAUGGCAGCGGGAAUGCAGAUGCAGCAGGAGUCUGAUCUCCAGAAGAUGCAUGAGCAGAAACAGCAGCAGCAGGAGAUGGAGGAGCGGAAGCGGAUUAUGGUCCGCUCCAUUUUGGAGCCGGAGGCCUUGGAGCGGCUCUCCCGCAUUGGCCUGGUGAAGCCGGAGAAGAAGGAUCAGGUGGAGAUGAUGCUCCUGCAGCAGGCGCAGAGCGGUCGCAUCACAGAAAAGAUCAGCGACUCGCAGCUUUCGCAGCUCAUAGAGAAGAUGAGACUUCGACGGCAAAAGUCACAUCCCUGUUUGCAUUUCAGCAAUGUCAUGUUCCCCAAAGUUUCAGUGAAACUGCUGGGGACGUGGGAGGAAGACUGA